AUGGCCGAGCUCACGCGAAAGUUCUCCGAUUUCCUGACCUCACCGAUCAUAUCCGUUGUGGUCGGCAAAGCCCCCGUGAAGACGUUUCUCCUCCACUCUGAGCUUCUCACAACGACAUCGAAGCGGUUCGCUAUCUCUCUUCAAGGAGAGUUCAGAGAGGCAGCCGAGCGCAGGAUUGAUCUGCCUGAUGAAGAUCCCGACGUUUUCGGCUACUUCCUCAAGUAUCUGUAUGGUGACGAGUGGCUACGGAGCUCGCAGAUCGAACACGAGGCCGAAUAUCCUAUUCUCGCUCGCCUCUAUGCUCUGGGGGAGCGCCUCCAAGCCAUCGCAUUCCAGCGGACCGUGUUGCUGAAGUUCAUGUCCAGCUUCAACGAUAAAACACAACUAUCGGAUCAGGGCCUUUGCGAUGUCCUGGAGAUCGCCUGCGCUGAGAUCACCGCUCGAGUCGACGAAGAUCCGUUUCGAGACCAGGUCUUUUGGUACGCCACUCGCAGGCUUACCCAGCUGCAGAAGUAUGGACGCUUCAAGCAGCUACUUAGCGAGCAACCGGACCUCGGUGCAUCUUUGUGCAUGCGGGCCAGCAGCAGCGGUGCUGCGCAACCAGCGAAGCCUAAUGAUCCGGUGCCGGCCAGAUUCAGAUCGGAGAGUGUCUUUUGA
This is a messenger RNA of Coniosporium apollinis CBS 100218, 657 nucleotides long. RefSeq lists its product as uncharacterized. The record is from RefSeq and is a predicted model, not a curated record. Gene Ontology annotation, molecular function: protein binding. The coding region runs from base 1 to 657 and encodes 218 amino acids. Lineage: Eukaryota; Fungi; Ascomycota; Dothideomycetes. The transcript is spliced from 2 exons.